AUGGAAAUGAGCUUGGACCCGUCGGAGCUGCAGCCGCUGGGGGAGUAUGACUUCGAGAAGAACUUCAAUUACGAAGAAGCUAGAGAAUGGAUGCAGGAAAAUUGGCAUAAGUCCUUAUUUGUUGCUGUAGCGUAUGUGAUCCUGAUCUUUGGAAUCCAGCAUUUCAUGAAGGAACGGAGAGGCUAUGAACUGCGCUUCCCACUGGCCCUGUGGUCCUUUGGUCUGGCCUUGUUCAGUGCCAUGGGGGCCCAUCGGAUCUGGAAGCAAAUGUCCUUCAUCCUCUCUACCAAGGGAUUUAAGCAAUCAGUGUGUAGUCCAUCCUUCUAUGUCCACCCCGUCUCCAAGCUUUGGGUCUAUUUAUUUUCACUGAGCAAAUUCCUGGAACUGGGUGACACUGUGUUCAUUGUUCUCCGGAAAAAGAAGCUCAUCUUCCUCCACUGGUACCACCACGCUAUCACGCUGAUCCUCAUCUGGUAUGCCUAUAAGGAUAUGGUAGCUGGCAGUGGCUGGCUUACAAUCUUGAACUACAGUAUCCAUGCUGUCAUGUACUUCUACUACGCCAUGCGAGCCGCAGGCUUCCAGGUAUCCCGCUACAUCGCCAUGGCAAUCACCAUUUCACAAAUGCUGCAGAUCGUGUUUUAUCUAAUAAUUAACAUUUUGGUGAUCUUCUGGCGGGAGGAUAAGGUCUGCCAUGCUACCUGGGAAAUUAUUUUGUUUUCAUUCAUGGGUUAUACCAGUAUCCUGGUGCUCUUCGGCAACUACUUCUUCAAGACUUAUGUCAGGAGAGCCCAGAAAUCAAAGGGGGAAUAA
Molecule: messenger RNA, 810 nt
Organism: Tauraco erythrolophus (red-crested turaco)
Lineage: Eukaryota; Metazoa; Chordata; Aves; Musophagiformes; Musophagidae
Gene: ELOVL3
Product: ELOVL fatty acid elongase 3
Biological process (GO): fatty acid elongation, polyunsaturated fatty acid; very long-chain fatty acid biosynthetic process; fatty acid elongation, saturated fatty acid
Cellular component (GO): endoplasmic reticulum membrane
Molecular function (GO): fatty acid elongase activity
Source: RefSeq, a predicted model, not a curated record